UCCAUAUUCAAAAGGGAAGAAGCCCCCUAUAAAACAGCCCACAGUGGGCAACCUGGCCAGCAGCGCUGUGGGUCAGUUGUGGAGGCGUGACUAACCAACCUCAGCGCCACCAUGAACUUCACCGGCAAGUACCGACUGCAGAGCCAGGAAAACUUUGAGCCCUUCAUGAAGGCAGCCGGCGUGCCUGAGGACGUCAUCCAGAAGAUGAAGAACGCGGAGGGGACGUCGGAAAUUGUGCAGAACGGGAAGCACUUCAAGCUCAUCAUCUCCACCGGCUCCAAAGUGAUGCAGAACGAGUUCACCUUGGGGGAGGAGUGUGAGCUGGACACCGUGCUGGGGAAGGUCAAGGCCGUGGUGAACCUGGAAGGUGAGAACAAACUGGUGACGACAUUCAAAAACAUGAAAUCCGUGACCGAACUCAACGGCGACACCAUCACUAACACCAUGACAAUUGGUGACAUUGUCUUCAAGCGAAUCAGCAAGCGGAUUUAGACAAUCUACAGUUCAUAUUUUUGCUAUGUAAAAUUGCUGUAAUAAAGUGGACUUUGUUAAAAA
This is a messenger RNA of Lepus europaeus (European hare), 555 nucleotides long. It is a transcript of the gene FABP1, whose product is annotated as fatty acid binding protein 1. NCBI's taxonomy places the organism in Eukaryota, Metazoa, Chordata, Mammalia, Lagomorpha, Leporidae. Gene Ontology annotation, cellular component: nucleus; cytosol. Gene Ontology annotation, biological process: fatty acid transport. The transcript is spliced from 4 exons. The coding region runs from base 112 to 492 and encodes 126 amino acids. The record is from RefSeq and is a predicted model, not a curated record. Gene Ontology annotation, molecular function: fatty acid binding.